AUGAAGGGUGGAGGCAUCCGGGUUGACGAAAGUGUUUAUCUGAGUGUAAGGAACUGUGAAAAUGCGGGGUGCCAGAUCUGCCAGAAAGGGUCACAGAGUUGCGCCGUGGACAAAAUAUAUUUCGAAGGCACUGUUCUAGCAGAAAAUCACUUCUACGAGCACUUUGGUCGCAAGGAAGACCUUGUUCUAACGCUUCAUGCGAUUGAAGUCCUUUACCUCACUCUUGUGAAAGAUUGCCUCAUCUUCUUUGAUUCCAAACAGAUAUGCGUUCAAGCAUAUUUUGACCUUUUCUACAAGGAAUUCGGCAAUGAAGGAUUGGAGCAUUUCUUGGUUUAUUUUCAUUUUAUGCGGAGAGGAUGGAACGUUACGAUCGACAGUUCCUUCGGAGUAGACUUCCAACUCUAUCCCGGAAGUCCAGAAAACUAUCACUCCCUCUUUGGAGUUAAAAUCUUCCGAGAGGGUGAAGACACUUGGCUGGACUUAAUAUCAUCAGCUCGUGUCGCCGAAUCCAACAAGAAAAAUCUUAUCUACGCAAAGUUUAAUCUGGAAUUGAUGAGUGAGUUGUUUAGAAUGGACUACUCGUCGGAUUCUUCCUAUGGCGUUGACGACUUCAAAGACUACAUUCACACUCUCAUGUCGAGAAAAGGGACGAACGGGAAUCUCAGGUCGAAUUUGCGAUCUCAAAUCCUCAAAACUGCUCGUAGCGAUGGCUACGUCGGCGCCGAUCCCAUCCAGUCUGGCUUCACGGUCAACGAGCGUGUGGCCAUAGCUCUCAUCGCCCAAUUCAUGAGAAACAAGGGGAUGAACACAGCAGCGUCGGUUUUCCUGCCCGCUUGUGGGGCGAAACGUGAACGGGACAUCCUCUCGCCCGUCGAUUUGUCAGAACUGUUGAAUAUGGAAUCUAGCGACGAGUUUCUCAUCGAUCUCAUUCGAGAAGCAAGAAAGGCCGAAGAGAGACCAGCAAUGAAGUCGAUCAGGACUCAAACUGAUGGCACAACGGGACUGUCGAUCGCAGAUCGAAUGGGGAUGAUCGACGAAGCUUUUUCGAAGCCCAGGAGCCCACAAUUCGACAGCAACUACCUCGAAGAGAUCAAGAGCGCAAUACAGGAGCAAGUCGAAAGAGGAUACAAAAAGCAGCACACGGACGAAAUGGACUAUCACAGACAAAUGAUCCGGCAAGAAGAACGGCUAAAGUGCGAGCGAGAAAUCGUCAGAAUCAAAGAUGAAUGCGAUCAGAAAAUCUCACACAUUAGAAAAGAAACAUUCGAAAAAGAAAAACGUCUUGUAUCGGAUAUCCACUCGCGUAACGACGAGCUGGAAAGAGCAGGCUACGCGCAACGACAGCAAAUGCUCUCUGAACUUCAACGAAUUCAGGAAAAAGAUGCAGAACUCUCAAGACGCGAGCGUGCGAGUCUCCAAAAAGCAGCUGAGGUUGACGCGAAAGAAGACUCAAUCAAACAAAUCAUCAAAAUCCAAGUUGACAGUAUCAUAUCGCGAUAUGAAGCGGAAAAUGCAGCUGAAAAAGAGAAAACAAUAUUGGCGAGAACGAAAGCCGAGGGAAUCCUAAGACAAGUGACAGAUCAACAGACCUCUCUCAACGAAGACAAGGACACAAUUUCGCGCCUGCGAGGAGAGAAUACAAAGCUUGUAGCAGAGCUAAGUGCUGAACGCGCAGCCCAUUCAAGUGUCCAGCGAGAAUCUGGAGAGCUACAAGCUGCUAGAUCACAAAUAAAUGAAAUGCAAGAAGAGCUUGCAAAAUUGAGAGCACAGGAGAUCAAUAGUGGAACAUAUCAAGCCAUGGCUCAGGCUCGGGAAGUACCGUCGCUAAGGCAAACUAUUCACACUCUUUCGGCAAAAUGCUUGGAUCGAGAAAAGGAACUAGCGCGAUUGAAGUUCCAAUUGGAAACAAUUCAAUCAACUGGGGUUCUUCCAUCAAGCUCGCUACACGAUGUCGAUAGAUCAAAGAGUGAUGGAAAAGACGACUCAUUGAUAUCGAAAGCUCGUUCGCGCUGGGCUGAUCUUGAAGGGACCAAGAACGAGGCUCCAUCUAUCGCUGCAGAACGCCCGAAAGCAUAUCCACAAAGUAACGUGCAGUUUGCUGCUGAGGUGAUCUCUCCGCGGCCGCAGCAUGCUCCCAUGAGUUCCACCCCUCUGCCAUCUACUCAACUGCCACUUGAUGAUGAAAUCAUUGCGAUCAUUGCUGAAAAUAAAGGCUCCAUCGAGGAGGAGGCUCCAGAGCCCCUACAGACACCCCGUGACGGUCAUUCUACUUCAGAACUAGAAGAGAAAAUACCAUCUGCUUCGGUCUCCCAAGUUUCGCUCCGCAGCGGGUCAAAAAGCUUCAAACCCAGCCGUGCUUCCAGUCCCCGAUCUUCGCCUAUCUUUUACGAUCGACCGGUGGAGGAACGAAUGGAAGAGCUUAAACUCUCUGAGCUUGGGGAAAAUGAGAAUCAAGAGGAAGAAAUCAAUAACGAAGAUGAAGACGAUUACCUUGACGAAGUUGGCGAUUUCGAGGAUGUCCCAGCGCUUACUUCUCCAAAGUCGAAGUCAGAUACUCUUGAUCGAAUUUUAUGCGAGAGUUCGGAGGGUUUCCAAACGCUGCAGCAUGUGGAGGCCUCUCCUGUGACUGUCAGACAAAUGACUCCAGUGGAAGAAAAAGAGAGCUAUAGCCACAGCCAGAGUUCUCAAAUAAAACUGAGCACCCAAGAUUACACAUUCAGAUCCUCUCAAUCUGGCGCCGAUACAGAUACAACUCUGUCCGAGAUAAUCGGCGAAAUGAGCAACAAGUCUGUCUCCUUGACAUCGGAAUACGACUCGUCUGAGAACGACACUGGAAUUCGUAAUUACGCCGCUGACGAUCGAUGGAAACAAGACGAAGACAAUCCUCACCCAACUGCCGGCGGAGAAGCUACUCCAACGCCACGGGAAAGUCAAAACGACUUUUUCGCCGAUAACGCCGACGACAGUUGGUGA
Molecule: messenger RNA, 2973 nt
Organism: Oikopleura dioica
Lineage: Eukaryota; Metazoa; Chordata; Appendicularia; Copelata; Oikopleuridae
Source: the annotation of a GenBank genome assembly